Suillus fuscotomentosus is the source of this 675-nucleotide messenger RNA. RefSeq lists its product as uncharacterized. Lineage: Eukaryota; Fungi; Basidiomycota; Agaricomycetes; Boletales; Suillaceae. Bases 1 to 675 code for a protein of 224 amino acids. The transcript is spliced from 7 exons. The record is from RefSeq and is a predicted model, not a curated record.
AUGUUUUUGGUGUUGUGGGGUAAUUCCCACGCCACUUGGAUAUAUCAUUCUGCCAUAAUGUGGUGUGUAAGUGACGUGCACGGCCUGGCCUCAGGCCGUGGGCCAGCCGAAGCCAGGCCAAAGCUUUGGUCAGGCCACGACUUUGGCCUGGCCUAUGGUUCUGAAAAGCCAGGGGCCACCGGCUUGGGCCACGGCUUUGCACACUUUUUGGAACAUGAUGACGAGGGCGAAACUCGUGUUGCUGUAUGUCCAGUCCGCAAAACCAAACCUACUGCAGCACUCCUUCAUUCAGCAGAACCGGCAACUCUUUCCUUCCAGAAAAAGGCUGUCAACGACUUUUGUAUUGCUGAAGCUGCGCGAUGCACCAAACAAGCAGAAGGUACCGAACUGUCAUCUGUGGCAGGCCCUUCACAGCAACCAACUUCCACCACAUCUAAGACUGCCGCUACACCACCAACUUCACAUGUCCCCAACCAGACGAAAAGAGUUCGUGUUGACUUAGAGGAGAUUUUUGAGGACAAUGAGGACGACUAUGACGUGGAGAUGCGGGAAAGUGCAUAUAUUAAUCCGAAGUCAUCAGCAAAAAAGAAACACAUCGAGGAAGCGGACAUUGACAAAGAUGUUGACAAAGAUGGUAUCCCCAUCGAUGUUGACGUCCAAUUGAUUAACAGCUGA